Pocillopora damicornis (cauliflower coral) is the source of this 4155-nucleotide messenger RNA. RefSeq lists its product as uncharacterized. The record is from RefSeq and is a predicted model, not a curated record. NCBI's taxonomy places the organism in Eukaryota, Metazoa, Cnidaria, Anthozoa, Scleractinia, Pocilloporidae. Gene Ontology annotation, molecular function: protein binding.
GACUUGGUCCUAAGAAAACUGAAGGUUUAUAAUCUUCCAGAAAAUAUAUUUCAAAACAUGGAUUCGUUGAAGAUAUUAGACCUUCGAGAUAAUCACUUAUACGAGCUCAAUAAUGACAUGUUCAGUGAUCUUGAAGAACUCCGAGAAUUGUACCUGCAGCAAAACAAAAUUGAAGAGCUACCUGAGGGCGUUUUUGAUUCGCUUUCUAAUUUGCAAAUCCUGAAAAUGGGACUCAACAGGAUUAAAAAGCUUCCAAGAAGAAUAUUUGCAAACUUGAUGACCUUACAGCAACUGGACCUUGCUCGUAACUCCAUCAGAGAAUUAUCAAAUGAGUCCCUAUUCAACUUGACUUCACUUGUGCGAAUUGAUUUCAAUUGGAAUCAGAUAAAGGAUCUUCCAGAUGGCAUAUUUGACAACCUUAAGUGUCUGAUUUAUAUAAAUCUGCAUAGCAACACGCUGUCCAUCUUGCGACCAGAAGUUUUUAGAAAUCUCAAUCGACUGAGAACAUUGGAUCUGUCGUAUAACAAGAUCAAGGAAUUACCAGUUGAAAUAUUUCAUGGAACAGUUUUGCUAUCACACUUGGAACUGAGUGGAAACUCGAUACAAACUUUACAGGAAAACAUUUUUGAGGAGGUGGCAAACCUGCAAACAUUAACGCUUCAAAGCAAUAAAAUUGCGCACAUCCCGAGGGACAGCUUUAAGAAUCUUAAAAGAUUGAGAAAUUUGCAUUUGUCAAAUAACAACAUCUCUUUUAUUCCGGAUGGCCUUCUUCGAAAUUGCCCUAAGCUCAAGACAUUGGAGUUGGGUGACAACUACUUGACGGCCAUUCCAGACCCAAUCUCAAGUAACCUUUCGUCAAUACUGAUCUUAGCACUGGAAAACAAUCAAUUUACAGCCAUUCCUGAAAACAUUGGGGCAAUGAAGAACCUACUGCAAUUAGACAUGUCAAGAAACAAGAUCGACCAAAUUCCUGAGAGAUUGUUAGGCAAUCUCAAUAGACUCAAACUACUGUCAUUGCCACAAAAUAAUAUCAGUUCCAUAUCAAGUCAGACUUUCUCCAAUCUCACCGAUCUCCAGUAUUUAUUAUUGAAUGAUAAUCGCCUUACCCACAUUCCAAAUCGAGCCUUUAAAAGUUUACAGAAGCUUAAAGUCUUAAUGCUUUCAGAAAACAAAAUAGAGCUCAUUGGAUCUAAGGCUUUCGUUUUAAGCAAUUCAAGUAUGAGGAUAUAUCUGAUUCGCACAGCAAUGAAAGCAGUACAUCUAGAGUCAUUUGAGGGCAUCGAAGGCCUUUCCACCAAAAUAAGCAUGAAUGAGGGAGAGAUAGGGUCGCUGAAUUUCAACCAAGAGAAUGGUUCAGUGCAAUGCAGAGUGCAACUAGGCGUUGGACAAAGCGAUGAAGAGUAUAUAGAGUUCGAUGACAUAGACGAAGACAUGAUGGGUGUGUUACGGAGGGUUUUGGAGCAAUCCGGUUUUGCACAGUGGUCACAAGAUAGCUCCAAAUUUUUGCCUUGCCCUGCUGGAACAUUUGUUAAAUCUGCAGAUAAAGGUUCCACGAGUUGUUCAGAAUGUCCUCCAGGAGGCUUUUUUUCCGAUACCUUAGCAUACGUCAGCGACCAGUGUAAAAGAUGCCCGAACGGGACAUUUGUUUCACUCGAUAAAAAGCCAGGAAGGCGAGCAUUGGAUUGUGUCGCAUGCCCCCAAGGAACGGAUACAAACUCUUUUGCCGGAUUCCGUGCUUGUAAAUGUCUACAAGGAUUUUAUCGUACCCACCUGUUUAAGGGCUGUAAGGCUUGUCAAAAAGAAGGCUUCCUGUGUAUAGACGACUACGUCACACUCAAACCAGGAUUUUGGUGGAGGUGGUAUAAUGAUGUGUACAAAGCCUACGAAUGCCCAAGAAAGGAAUCUUGCCUCGGUGGUCUGGAUUCGACGUGCAAACAAGGCUACGAGGGCCCGCUUUGCGAGGUUUGCAGCCCUGGGUAUCACAAACGACUUCAGACUUGUAAGAAGUGUCCAUCAAAGUCUUGGAUGGGAGCACAGUUAGCCAUCACCAUCGCGUUGUUGCUGAUUCUAGUUGUGGUCAUCGUAUGGACAAGUGUAAAGAAGAACAGACAGAGCAACAACCAGCGUCCGCUGGUCGACAUCAUUUUGGCUAGGCUGAAGAUAAUCAUAGGAUUUUAUCAAGUUACAUUUGGACUACUGGAUGCUUUUUCAUUCAUUUCAUGGCCAGACUCCUUGUCUGUUAUUGCACGGUAUUCCGAAAUUCUUCAAUUUAAUGUCCUUCAAAUGGCGCCAAUGCACUGCCUUUUGCCGCAACUUAAGAUAGACGCGUUUGGGAGUUUGUUUGCCAUUUUGGUCAUCAACAUUGGGGCCAUUGUAUUUGCGGUGGUAGCUUAUUGGGUGCGAAAGUUUAUGAUCCUCAGGAACGACCAGCUUGAAGAUGACGAUAAAUCCAAACAAGUUUCUCAGACUAAAGAACUUGUCUACAGAAAUUUGUUUUUCUUCUUAUUCGUGACCUACCUUAGCACUUGUUCUAAGACUGCAAAUGUUCUCCCACUCUCCUGCCGGGAGCUCUGUUUUACUGACAAAGGUUACGGCUGCUUUACUUAUCUCAAAUCUGAUUUCACAGUUGAGUGUCGCAGUCCAAGGUACAAGCGCUUGGUCAACGUUGCAUAUUUUGCCGUUGUAUACAUUUUACUUAUCCCUUUGGUUUCUUACCUAGUCCUUUGGAAGAAACACAAAAAAGUAAAGGUUACGGAAAACGAAUCAAGAGAACAACAAAGAUACAUCAGUGAACUUGCAGCCGGACUGAGAUUUCUUUCCGAGAAUUACACCGGCACCUCUUGGUAUUGGGAACUCGUCGAGAUGGUGCGUAAAGUCAUCUUAACAUCUGGAUUGAUCCUCAUAGGAGGAGAAAGCAGGGCUUAUGUUGGCCUGGCAUGUGUGAUUUCGGGACUGUAUGGCAUUUUAUUUGCCUAUGUAAGCCCAGUUGAAGACCCAUUUGAAAAUAAAAUGAUGAUUAUAACCCUUGCAGUUACGUUCGUAAACCUAGGCAUCGGCGCCGUCAGUAAGAUCCCCAAGGAGAAUGUUCCAGCUUCAAUUGAUCCAUAUGUUGACACUGUUACGUUCAAUUUGUUAGUGGUUGGAGCCAAUACGCUGGUGAUUGGUUUACUAGUCGUUCAGUACUCCGUCUACCUUUAUAAUUUUUUGAAAGAAUGGCGCAAAAAUCCCAAAUGGUCCAUGUCGUGUUGCUUGGCGAUGCUUCUUCCUCUUAACGAUUUACAAGGCGAACUCAGAGGGUUGGUGGGAAGGAACAUGAUGAGGCAGCAGCUUCAAAGUGGACGGAUCGGGAUGCCGUCCGUGACAGGAGCUGUCAAAGACAGUGGAGCUGUCGACUUCGCCCUUGAGGAAGGUGACGACGAAAGCCAAGAUAGUCGGCGUCAACAGGACAACAGGCAGAGUGCGAAUUCUUCUAGAAAUUCCGGAAGUAUUUCGAUGAACGAUCUUGGCAUUUCCGCUUUGGUGGUUCAUCCACCCCAAAACGGCAAUGAGGCUCCAUUGUAAAAAAAAUUAAAUUAAAAAAAUUCGGAAAUACGGAUUAGUACAGAAUUACUGGGUAGAUCACUGUUAUAGGUUGUGAAAUAAAAACAGUUGUUUCCGGAAAUUUCUAGAAUGCCUGGCCAUGGCAAUGUGGUUACUCGAACUUUCGGAUGUCAAACCAAGAAAUUGUCUGCAGCAUUCUAUUACGUUAUGCACUCAUGAUUUAAUCUACCAGAAUACCAUUUGUAUUACGAAAUAAUUUCAUUUGACCUACAGAUAGAAAAUCUACCGGAAUAGUUGUGUUUUAGACUUCUGAAAAGAUUUAGAACACGUUGUGGAUGUAUAUAAGUACUUAGUCGUAUGCGAGUAAUAGCUGCUGCUGUCGGCAGAGAUCGACUGUCUGGAAAGCUUUAAUGACAGUGAACUAUUGUGCAUCUCGAGGAGAUUUGAAGACAACAUUGAGUUGGUGUUAGUAGUGAACUGAUUCAGUUAUAGUUUGUACUGUGCUUAAGCAGGUUCUAAGUGGAUUAUUAUUAUAUUGCUAAAAGUAGUCACUUUUUAAUACGAAUUAUAACCUGGGACUUGUUGUCUAAUAAAGUAGUCUGUAGGAAUAUAGAA